CCCAAGGACAAGAAAGAUACGCUAUGCUUGGACCUUCAUUCAUUGUUACUUCUAAUUCUGAUCCUGAAUGGCCAGCCACCACUUCGCGCAGGAGAACUCAAGAGAGCCAAACUCCCUACGAAACGUACAACAUCUGCAUGGGGUAUGGUAUGACAGACCCUAGCUCUAUACUCCAAAAUAAUAAUAAUAUGAUGACAAUGGCCUCAGCACCAAGUGAACAUGGAGAUCCUUUGUUUCGUAACACGAAGAACAAGAUCGUGUCGUUAUCAAAUAAAAAUCGAAAGCUGAAUUCUGCAAGAGAUAUUUGGGCAAGUGAAAAAAAAU
Molecule: messenger RNA, 324 nt
Organism: Acaulospora morrowiae
Lineage: Eukaryota; Fungi; Glomeromycota; Glomeromycetes; Diversisporales; Acaulosporaceae
Source: the annotation of a GenBank genome assembly